Nipponia nippon (crested ibis) is the source of this 3574-nucleotide messenger RNA. The record is from RefSeq and is a predicted model, not a curated record. Lineage: Eukaryota; Metazoa; Chordata; Aves; Pelecaniformes; Threskiornithidae.
AUGCCACAGGGGAGCUCUGUUCGAGUUACUGAGUCCUCACUGUGGCUAGUGCUGACACGGGGGUGUGGGGCAUCUCCACUGGCCCUUGUUCUGCUGGCUCUGAAGUUCCCGGGCAGCAAAGGACACUACAGAUAUCAUUGGCAGAGCCACAAUGUCAAGCACAGCGGAGUGGAUGAUAUGGUCCUUCUUUCCAAAAUCACAGAGGAUUCCAUAGUGGAGAACCUAAAGAAACGAUACAUGGAUGAUUAUAUUUUUACAUAUAUUGGCUCUGUAUUAAUCUCUGUGAAUCCUUUCAAGCAAAUGCCGUAUUUUGGGGAAAAGGAAAUUGAAAUGUACCAAGGAGCAGCACAAUAUGAAAACCCACCACAUAUUUAUGCUCUUGCAGACAGCAUGUACAGAAACAUGAUUAUUGACAGAGAAAAUCAAUGUGUCAUUAUCAGUGGGGAAAGUGGUGCUGGGAAGACUGUAGCUGCUAAAUAUAUAAUGAGCUAUAUCUCCAAAAUUUCAGGAGGUGGCCCUAAAGUACAGCAUGUUAAAGAUAUUAUUCUACAGUCCAACCCUUUACUGGAGGCCUUUGGGAAUGCAAAAACUGUACGGAACAACAACUCCAGCAGAUUUGGGAAAUACUUUGAAAUCCAGUUUAGCCCAGGUGGAGAACCAGAUGGAGGGAAAAUCUCCAACUUCCUACUGGAAAAAUCUCGAGUUGUAAUGAGGAAUCCUGGAGAGAGGAGUUUUCACAUAUUUUACCAGCUAAUUGAAGGGGCCUCCUCAGAACAAAAAAGCAGUCUUGGCAUUACCAGUAUGGACUACUAUUACUAUCUGAGUCUCUCUGGGUCCUACAAAGUUGAUGACAUCAAUGACAGAUCCGAUUUCCAAGAAACACUGCAUGCAAUGAGUGUGAUUGGGAUCUUUGCAGAGGAACAGGCAUUGGUGCUGCAGAUAGUGGCAGGAAUAUUGCAUUUGGGAAAUAUCAGCUUCAAAGAAGUUGGCAACUAUGCAGCAGUGGAGAGUGAGGAGUUUUUGGCUUUCCCUGCUUUUCUCCUGGGAAUUAACCAGGACCGCCUAAAGGAAAAACUGACCAGCAGACAGAUGGACAGCAAGUGGGGAGGCAAAUCUGAGUCCAUUAAUGUAACGCUAAAUGUGGAACAAGCCUGCUACACCAGGGAUGCACUAGCCAAGGCCCUUCAUUCCCGUGUUUUUGAUUACUUGGUGGAUUCUAUUAAUAAGGCUAUGGAGAAGGACCAUGAAGAAUAUAACAUUGGUGUCCUUGAUAUCUAUGGCUUUGAAAUAUUCCAGAAAAAUGGUUUUGAACAGUUCUGCAUCAACUUCGUUAAUGAAAAACUACAGCAGAUUUUUAUUGAACUGACACUGAAGGCAGAACAGGAAGAAUAUGUGCAAGAAGGAAUUAGAUGGACACCAAUAGAUUACUUUAACAACAAAAUAGUGUGUGACCUUAUAGAGAACAAAGUGAAUCCCCCAGGUAUUAUGAGUAUUUUAGAUGAUGUGUGUGCUACAAUGCAUGCAGUGGGAGAAGGAGCUGACCAAACACUGCUUCAAAAACUCCAGAUGCAGAUUGGGACUCAUGAACAUUUCAACAGCUGGAACCAGGGAUUUAUCAUUCAUCAUUAUGCUGGAAAGGUAUCUUAUGAUAUGGAUGGAUUCUGCGAGAGAAAUCGGGAUGUUCUUUUCAUGGACUUGAUUGAACUCAUGCAGAGCAGUGAUUUGCCUUUUAUAAAGGCUCUGUUUCCUGAAAAUCUUCAAGUGGACAAGAAGGGUCGUCCUACCACUGCGGGCAGUAAAAUCAAAAAACAAGCAAAUGACCUUGUUGGCACCCUGAUGAAGUGUACACCCCAUUACAUCCGCUGCAUCAAACCAAAUGAAACAAAGAAGUCUCGAGACUGGGAGGAGAGCAGGGUAAAACAUCAAGUGGAGUACUUAGGUCUGAAAGAAAAUAUUCGAGUAAGAAGAGCUGGCUAUGCCUACAGGCGGGUUUUCAAGAAGUUUUUGCAGAGGUAUGCCAUUCUGACCAAAGCAACCUGGCCUUCCUGGAAAGGAGAAGAGAAACAAGGAGUUCUCCACCUGCUUCAGUCAGUCAACAUGGAUCCUGACCAAUACCAGCUUGGGAAAUCCAAAGUCUUCAUAAAAGCUCCAGAGUCUCUAUUUUUGUUAGAAGAGAUGAGAGAGAGGAAGUAUGAUGGGUAUGCCAGGGCCAUCCAGAAGGCAUGGAGGAAGUACGUGGCCAGGAAAAAAUACGUACAGAUGAGAGAAGAAGCAUCAGAUCUAUUGCUGAACAAGAAAGAAAGAAGACGGAACAGCAUUAACAGGAAUUUUGUGGGAGAUUACAUAGGCAUGGAGGACCAUCCAGAGCUACGCCAGUUUGUGGGCAAACGGGAGAAGAUUGAUUUUGCAGACACCGUCAUUAAAUAUGAUAGACGGUUUAAGACAGUGAAGCGAGAUCUUGUCCUUACUCCAAAGUGCAUAUACCUGAUUGGGCGUGAAAAGAUAAAACAGGGCCCAGAGAAAGGCCAAGUGAAGGAAGUCUUAAAGCGAAGGAUGGAACUGGAGAGAAUUCUUUCCGUUUCUCUAAGCACAAUGCAGGAUGACAUUUUCAUUCUACAUGAACAGGAAUAUGAUAGUUUGCUCGAAUCAGUCUUCAAAACUGAGUUUUUAAGCCUCUUAGCAAAACGAUACGAAGAGAAAAUACAAAGAAAACUACCUCUGAAAUUUAGCAAUACACUUGAAGUGAAGCUGAAAAAGGAGAGUUGGGGGCCCUGGAGUAGUGGUGGUUCUCGACAAGUGCAAUUUAUGCAAGGCCAAGGAGAUAUAGCCAUUCUCAAGCCAAGUAAUAAAGUGCUGCAGAUCAGCAUCGGACCAGGGCUACCAAAGAAUUCCCGUCCUACUAGACGGAACCCCACCCAAAGUAGAGGGUAUUCCAACAGGUCUCAAGGUCAGACUUAUCCUAUGAGAGCCGCACCACCUCCUCCUGGUCAGCAGCAAAAUGGAGUAAUAAAUCCCCCACAGCUUGUACCACUUCCCCAUAUCCCAGGAAAUCAACGGGCCAGUCAGAAAAACCUGUAUACAAAUAUGAUGCGACCAACUUUACCACGGCAACUCUCAGGAGGAUCAGGCAAGAUUUCACAGCAACCAGAAAGCUUGGAUUUCCUGAAAGUACCUGACCAAGGAGCAGCUGGUGUUCGCAGGCAGACGACAAACCGACCGCCACCAGCUGGAGGGAGGCCUAAACCACAGCCGAAACCUAAGCCUCAGGUACCACAGUGCAGGGCACUGUAUGCAUAUGAUGCUCAGGACACAGAUGAACUUAGCUUUAAUGCCAACGACGUGAUUGAUAUAAUUAAAGAAGAUCCUUCUGGCUGGUGGACGGGAAGACUACGAGGGAAACAAGGUCUGUUUCCCAACAAUUACGUCACCAAGAUAUAAAAGACUGUCAGACAAAAAUUGGCAUGAAGUUACCAGUGGUUGAAGAUGUUUUCCCUCGCCUUCAGGACACUGUUCUUCUGAGAUCUGCCAUUCUCAGCAGUAUUUUUACCAGUCAAGUUGUAUAUGAGCAGGAAGA